Vicia faba (fava bean) is the source of this 312-nucleotide messenger RNA. NCBI's taxonomy places the organism in Eukaryota, Viridiplantae, Streptophyta, Magnoliopsida, Fabales, Fabaceae. The record is from the annotation of a GenBank genome assembly.
AUGUUUUUAUUUACCACAACUGGUUCUAUUAAGGAGUGGAAACCAAAGCCAACAUAUACAAUUAACCAGGCUUCCGAACCAGCAAGCAUAUCCAAGUCUUCUAUCGUUUCAGCUAAAACUACCACACAAUUGUCGUGUGUGUCUAAGGUCCUUGAUUCUGAGGAAGUUGCUUAUGAACUGGAGAAGAAGCUUGAGAAUUUACGCGUUCCACCAUGUCAACAUGUCAUUCUUCCAAACCAUAUUCUGGUUUCUGAAUCUGAAAAGAGCAAGUUUAGCUUUGGGAGCCCGGGAUCAAUGGUAGCAAUGUUGUAA